Scophthalmus maximus (turbot) is the source of this 3647-nucleotide messenger RNA. RefSeq lists its product as uncharacterized. The transcript is spliced from 8 exons. The record is from RefSeq and is a predicted model, not a curated record. Lineage: Eukaryota; Metazoa; Chordata; Actinopteri; Pleuronectiformes; Scophthalmidae. Gene Ontology annotation, molecular function: oxidoreductase activity. Bases 243 to 1331 code for a protein of 362 amino acids.
ACGUGUGCAGGAAGGCGGAAACCAGCAAACGUUCAUUUUCACGGUAUUAUGAGUAAAGCUAUGAUUUUCACCCAAUGGUUUAAAGUUAGUCACGGAUAAAUUAGACAUUUUUAAAAACUAUAACAUUAUUUUUUUAUUGACAUUUUUUAUUGAUAUGUGUGAAUAGGCGACAGGUGCCCAUUCGUUCACCUCUCUUAAAAAUAAUUCAGCUCAACGAGGGGAGCAGUUGACUCUGAGACCAGAUGUCUUCCUCCCCCUCCUCCACCUCCUCUGUACUUCUAAACACGGGGGUUCAAAUGCCCCUUCUGGGUCUGGGGACCUACAAGUUGUGGGGCCCUGAGGAUGUCCACCGGGCCGUGGAUGCCGCCCUGGCUGCCGGUUACCGUGCCUUCGACAGUGCAGCCGUGUACAAGAACGAAGCCGACUUGGGGCGAGCCCUGAGGGAGCUCCUGCCCAAAUACGGCUUGACCAGGGAGGAUGUAUUCAUAACCAGCAAGCUGGGCCCAAAGGAUCAGGGCGAGAAAGCGAUGCAAGGAGCUCUCCAUAGCCUGUCGCAGCUUGACUUGGACUACAUUGACCUCUAUCUGAUCCACUGGCCUGGCACACAGGGUCUGGUUGUGGCUGAUCAACGCAACCCCGGCAAUCGAGCUGAGAGUUGGGCCGCGCUGGAGGAGCUGCACAGCCAGGGGAGGCUGAAGGCCAUAGGAGUGUCAAACUACACACCAGCACACAUGAGAGAACUGGUGCAGACCUGCAGAAUCUCUCCUGCAGUGCUGCAGGUAGAGUUUCACCCACGGUUAUGCCAGGCAGAGCUGAGGAGUGUGUGUGCGGAGUACGGAGUGUGUUUCCAAGCCUACUCGUCUCUCGGGAAAGGAGAGCUGGUCACUGAUCCCAGGGUUACGGAGGUGGCAAAGAACUGUGCACGCACACCUGCCCAGGUGCUGUUGCGCUGGGCCGUGCAGCAGGAUGUCCCAGUGCUCCCAAAGUCCUCCAAUGCAGACAGAAUAAAGGAGAAUGCCAGACUUUUCGACUUCACACUGAGCGACAUGGACAUGGACAGACUGUCUGCCUUGGACUGUGGGCACAAGUACUGCUGGGAUCCUUCAGAGAGAUCGUCUCUCCGCACUUGGCGCAGCCUUCCGUCCAUGUGGAUGGGGUUCAGACAGCCAAAGGCUGUCAAACUCGUCACUCAUCCGCCGGAGCUUCUGGCCGUAUUUCAUGGCCGCCCACAGCGCAGGAGGAGCCGACUUGGACCUCCCCCGGAAUGGAGCUCCGUCGGUGGGCGUACCGGCUUCCUCGUCCCACCUGGUCAGGAGCUCCUCGUCUCGUGAGAGAGUGGAAGCGUUGGACUCCGAGUUCAGCCGGAUUCGACCGGUUGCUGCGUCGGGAGAGGGAAAGGUAACGGGUUAGGAUUAGAUUUACAAAAAGCAUCAGGAAAGGGGGGUGGGGAAUAAAGAGAUAAAGAACAGAAGGAAUAGAGGAAUUCCUUGUAUUACUCAUCAUUUGAUUGUGUUCAAAAAUUUCAAAUUGUGCAGCAAAAAUACAAAAGCCGAGAAAAGGCAGGACAAAAAAAGGGACAGUAGGAUUUUCUUUGGUUGGAUGCAUUGAAAUAAAACGUAUUUUCCCUAUUUUGAGCAAGACUAGAGCAGCUGUUGCACAACACGAAACUGGACGGAGCCUGUUUCCAUGAACCUGAACGCUCCCUCUCACAGGCAGGAAAGAACAUGUAGUGAUACAGCAAUAUGUACCUGGGAGUCCCUCUCAACUCGCAGUCGUCUGAGGUUUCCUACCUGCCAUUCGCAGCUCAGGGAGGGCGAGGGUGUGGCGCGGAGGAACCUGCUCCCCUGGCCCGGUCCACGGUUGGCUCACUUCUCCUUCCUCCACCUCCUCCGAUGGCUCUGACUCACUGUCUGAUAUUGUGAAGUUUGCCGCCAUUGUGACAUCUGGGGGAGGAAAGACACAUGGAACCGGCAAAGUCCCCGUAUUACGCACAAGGAAAUGCCCAUACACAGCUGCACCCAGUGGACACGUGUCACUGGGCUUGGACGUCUGGUUGGUGGUAGUGUGGAUUUGUCUGAAAAUGAUGAUCAAAACAGCACGUGUCCCUCUGCCCCUCUAUGACGAGGAGCCACCACAGAGAGAGAACGGCACAUGACAGUGGAUGCGCGAUUGACUGUCAGACAGCACGCGAGAUUGUCAUUCAAGACUAUUCGAAGGGCAUCAUCUACUGCAGCGCUGCCGCUGCCCACACCGAACACACCCAGCAGGCUGCCUGCUGCUCCCCGCCCGCCCCGACGUGAGCCAGGCCAAAGGCGACCGACGUGCAGCAGCCCGCGAGAUACACACCGACGCGUCCGGACGACCAACACCCGGAAUGUCGCAUCACUUCCGACUUGUUAUUUUACACUGUUCGAUGACACAGUCCCUCUCCGGCCAACACGCCGACUCGCCGGAUGUGUGUGUGUGUGUGUGUGUGUGUGUGUGUGUGUGUGUGUUGUUGUUGUUGACGCCUGCAGAGGACAAAAGAAACUUCCUGCAGGGCGGCAGCAGCUGCAGCUGCGGGGCUGUCGUAGCUAACAGCUGACGCGGCCGGAAUAAACCCAGAUUAUGAAGAUUAUUUUCUUACCCGAAAUGUUUUUUCUUGCGGGAGUGUGUCGUCGCGGAGCCUCGUGCGGCCGCGGCUGCUGUUGUUAUUGUCGGUGUCCCGUCUCCCCCCCUGUGCAGCGCCGCUCAGCUCCGGCGCUCUCGCCCAAUCGCCGCGCGUCGCCGCACCGCCGCUGCGCGCUGACGUCACUGUUGCGAGCGAGGACUGGGCCGGGGCUUUGUUUGUCCUCCCCGGCUUACCGUAAUGUGCGCGGUAGAGGCGCAGCCGGGUUUAGGACGGAAGUCAGGGGAGUUGUUACGUCUGUCUAUUUCCUCUAUGUGGAGUAAAAGUAGUCUUACCACAGUACUCGUACGUUAUUAUCUAAUCAGGCUACUUUAUAUUAUACUGCAUUUCAGAAGCAAAAAAUAUUGCACGUUUACGCCACUACAGUACUUUUAUUUAUAAUAAUAAUAAUAAUAAUAAUAAUAAUUGUAUUUAUAUAGCACCUUUCAGAAGUAGCUACACAAAAACCUACAAAUCACAGACAAUAAAAAAAUCAGCAUUCCAACAAUAAUAGGGUUUUCAGGUCACAUGUGAAUAAAGAAAGAUAUAAAAAUGCUGAUGGUUUGUUCUGAAUUAAACUAGCAGUCAGAAACAUUCGAGUCGAAGUGAAAUGAUUUGUCCAAUGUCAGUAAAAUUAAAUAUGAAGUCAUUUUUCAUAUAAAGAUGGAUCCACACUUCAUGUGCAUGGCAAUUAUGUCUUAGUAUUUUCCUAACCUUUUAGAAACCGAACAAACAAAUCAAGAAAAUAAUGAUUUCAUGAUUUUUAACACUACCACAUAACCUUUUCAAUGUUGGACUUUUUCUUGUAAUGGCAUUAGUACUUUUACUUAAGUAAAGGCUCACGGGCCUAACCCUAACCCUUGCUGAUCACAUUAUUAAAAGCUAAAUUACUUAUCCAGCAGAAUUCCCCUUGUGAUGUGAAUUCAAACUACUUUUUAAAAGUUGAGUCUUGAAUUUUUACCCAUGCAUCAUAUUUUAUAAAUUGAUCAGUAUAUCUGAA